Manihot esculenta (cassava) is the source of this 952-nucleotide messenger RNA. RefSeq lists its product as uncharacterized. The record is from RefSeq and is a predicted model, not a curated record. NCBI's taxonomy places the organism in Eukaryota, Viridiplantae, Streptophyta, Magnoliopsida, Malpighiales, Euphorbiaceae. The transcript is spliced from 6 exons. The coding region runs from base 211 to 639 and encodes 142 amino acids.
GAUUAUUUAACCAUUUGGCAGUAUCCUUCGAUUCUCGUCCUUAGAUGAGAAGAGAUACAAGAAGAGUCAAUUUCGCUCAGCUUCUCUAGCGAGCGAUUCAUACCCGACAAUACAAGAACUUAUCUUUUCAUAUUCCAGUUCCUGGUUCUUGUAGGUAUUUUUGGAGGUCAAUAAAAAGUUACAGGAGUACAGUCUGCAGUCCUUGCAGUAAUGGAGCAAAGUGUUGCUAUUGAGGAGAAAGAGUGUUUAAGGAAUGGCCUUGAGAUGGUGAAAUCUGCCUCUGAUAAGCAUAUUGAUCUUCUCAGGCCAUCUGCUCGACACCAUUCAGUAUCUAGAGGGCAAGGUUCAGAUGCUGCAGACCGUGAAAAGGGAAAGUACACCCUUCUUAGAGAUCCUGAAGACUUCCAAGCUGGGAUUUAUGACAAACCCCUUCCAUGCUUUGGCUGCGGUGUAGGAUGGUUUUCUUUUCUUUUAGGAUUUAUGUUCCCAUUGAUGUGGUACUAUGCCACAAUACUCUAUUUUGGAAAUUAUUAUCGUAAAGAUCCUAGGGAGCGAGCUGGCCUUGCAGCAUCUGCCAUUGCUGCGUUGGCUUGUUCUGUCGUGUUGCUGGUUAUAGUAUCUUAUUGUAUUCUAUUUUAGCCCAGCACUUCACUUGCAAGUGUGCUCGAAACACGUAAAUGUCAAAACAAGACACUUUGAGUUGGAAGAAAUUGCCAAUGCAAAUGUAGAUAAGAAAGUUCUGGUGGAAGAGCAUGAAGAAUAUAGCUAUACUUCAUAAACGUAUACAAAAACUUGAAACUUCUUUCCCUGUGUAUUGGUGUACCUAUGGAUUUGUGUUAGGGAACAUUGUCAAUCAGCAUAUACUUAAACAAGAAUUUAGCGUAGAUGUUUGAGGCUUUGUUUAUAUGUGAGGAAAUCUUUAUGGGUUCAAUCAAAUAGAUUUACUUGUGUA